AUGCAGGAGGAGCCAGGCUGUCUCCCACAAGACUCCCAACGGAGUUUCAGUGUGUUGGACCGCCUCCUCAUCACACAUCCUGUCUGGCUACAGCUGUCAAUCAACUCUGACUCCGCCCUCUACAUCCUGCUGAGAGAGCCAGUCGGGACGUUUCUGGUCCGUAAAUGUAACUCCACCCAGAGGAAGGUGCUGUGUGUGAGGGUGUCAGCAGACAGAGCCCCCUUCGCUGUCAAGGAGUGUUACAUCUGUGAAGAAGACUCUACCUUUGCUCUGGAGUGUUCCGGCCUCAGUUUUCCAGACCUGUGCCGAUUGGUUGCUUUCUACUGCAUCAGCAGAGAUGUCCUGCCCUUUCCUCUGCAGCUCCCAGAAGCCAUUGCCCAGGCCACCUCCAAGCUGGAGGCCAUCUCCCACAUGGGGCUGGAGUUCUGGAGCAGUCCAUCAGACCUCCAGAACGGGCCCGGGGAUCUUCUGGCUCCCCCCAGCACCUGGACCAGCAUGAGCACCAGGACCAGCCAGGAUCAGAUCGGACCUCCCCAGGACCUGUGUGCGAUGGCGGCCCGCGGCAGACUGGGGGCGCUGUGCUUCAUCAACCCACUCUUCCUGCAGCUGGAGCUGACACAGCAGGCCGCCCAGGGAGUAUCUAACAAGCGCCACCGGUUCAAACGCAGCAUGAGGGUGCGUGUGUCUACAGAGAGCUCUCUGAACCUGUGGGGGCCCCCGGCCCUGCUCCCCUCCCCCCCCGGAGCCGUGUGGGGGGGCGGAGAGGCUGCUGCCCAGCCCCAGCCCCAGAGGAAGGUCCACGCCGGGGCAGGGCUGCUGAAGAGGACCCCGGCCCUCGCCCCCAACCUCCGUGGAAGAGGAGGAGUGUGGGCGCCUCGUCCGCCGCCCCCGUCUAUACCAGACCUCCAGGAGGAGACCCCCCAGCCGCUGGAGGACGAACCCAGCAUCGAGAUGGCCUGCCUGGCCUUGGAGGGCCGCCCGGCCCCCUCCCUGGCGGACCUGGACAGCAGCAGCUCCUUCAGCAGCCUGGAGGACGAGUCGAAACCGGACGAGUCGGAGCCGGACGAGGAGGAGCCGGACGACAGGCCCCUCACCAGGACCAACUCCAAGCAGCGCCCCCCGCUGGUCCGCUCGCACGGCCACGGCGGCCUGCACCGGAUGAGCGCCGCCUUCGUGUGUUUCUUCGCCCCGGAGAAGCGGCUCGCCCGGUUGGUCGAGGAGCUGUCGCGCGACAGGCGCUCGGCGUUCGGCGCCAUGGUCCUGGACUUCCUCCAGAGGCAGAGGGAGGAGCUUAAGCCUCUGCUGUCGUCGUACCCCACCUCCAUGUCCUCCUUCUCCUUCUCUGCCUCCACCUGCUCUUCCUCGUCCUCGUCUCACCCCCUGACCUCCGUGGGCCUGCUCCAGGGGGUGAGGCGCUUCCUGUCCCAGGCCAAGACCUUCCUGCUGGACAGUGGCGAGCUGGAGCCCCCUAUCGACACCCUGGUGCCUGAGAACGAGAAAGACCUGGCCCUGGAGAAGGCCAUGUUUGGCUGUGUGCUGAAGCCCCUGAAGGCUCAGCUCUCCAGGGGCCUGACGCUCCUCCACCGCCUGGACGGCUCCACCCAGAAGCUGACAGACACCCUCCACCGCGACCAGGAGGGGGCGCUGGAGCGCCUGGGCGUGCAGGUGGGGGUCCCGGACGCCCGUGGCGUGGAGCGGGUGCGUCAGAAGCUGGCCCUCAUGCAGAGGACACACUCCCCCAUAGACAAGGUGCUUCUGCUGCUGCAGGUCUGCAAGUGUGUCCACCAAGCCAUGGGGUCCUUACACGGACAGGAAGUGAGUCCUGAGGACUUCCUGCCGGCCCUAUCCUACCUGUUAGUGCAGUGCAACAGGCCCCAGCUGUUGCUGGAGGUGGAGUACAUGAUGGAGCUGCUGGAGCCUUCCUGGCUCACUGGAGAAGGUGGUUACUACCUGACCAGCGUGUACGCCAGCCUCUGUCUGAUCCAGAGCCCGGAGCUGGAGGAGCUGCCCCCAGGCUUCCUGCCCCAGGAAGCCCAGGACCAGCUGAGGGCGUGGGGCUACAGACGCAGCCGAGAGGCCCAGAGCCAGCAUCGCAGGCUGCAGAGCCAGAGGUGCGUUCGGGUGCUGUUCCAAGACGGCGAGCGCAGCGCCGUGCGGACUCUCCAGUGGCGCGCGGGCGAGAGCCGCGAGGUCCUGGCCCAGCUCUGCGCCGCCACCUUCGGGGUCUCCGACCCCCAGCACUACACCCUGUACUGGCGCAGCGGCGGGGAGAUGCGCGCCCUGCCCACCCAGGCCCAGCCCCAAGACCUGGCCAGCCACAGCGAGGGGGGGCCCUCACUCUCCUACCUGAGGACGGACCACGACUUCAGCAAGAUGCGUCGGCUUACCCGGGGUGGAGCCGUGGACCUGGGGGAGUCGGUGUGCGAGGAGUGAGGGGGAGGGAGGAGGGAGGGAGGGAGGGAGGGAGGGAGGAGAGGUGUCGAGUUUCUCUCCCUUCUUGCUUUCUCUCUCUCUGUCUCUCUCUCUCUCUCUGGCUGUCUUUCUCUGGCCACGUCCUGAUAAAGCUGUUUUUUUGUCUCGUUUGUAGCCCCUGGAGAUGUUGUCAAACCUGCAGCCCCUUUGAUAAAACCUCGGGUGCAUCUCAAACAGUGCACUAUGCCUCCUUAUCGUACCCCUCUAUGCUGGCUAUGGGCAAAAGCAAGCUUUUCUACAUAAGGGACUAUCGUGUAAAAGGCAGUGCGCCUAGCCACAUUGUCAGCGGUGGUCUAAUAUAGUGUUUAGGGGCUAUGAUGGUAUGUGGUGCACUUCCUGAGAGUUAGGCUGCCGUUUGGGCCUUCAAGUCUCUAGAGACGGAUGUGUGGUUGAUUGUUUUCUCCUCGCAUCGCCCCAUGUGUGUAAAAUGUUAGCUCCGGGUUAAGAGUCUGCUGUCAAGGGCUCAGGGGGGUCUAAAUAUGACGUCUUUGGGAUGUACAGCAUGACUACUUUAGGACUAGAGGUCGAGAAAUUAUAACGGUAUUUUAGGCCGACCGGGUGAUGACCAAACCUCAAUACCAAAGUGAUGUCACAGGCCAGAGGCGUAGGAUUGUGUGUGAAACUUAGUGGACAAUCUUUGUGUUGAAGAUGGACUUGGGGAAAGGACAAGAUAGACGUGCAGAGGGUUAACACACACACUGUUCUCCGGACGCCAUUUUGUGAUGCUGUGGAUGUUGCUCUGCCAUGUUAUGGGAAUGACGCUUAACAUGACAGGUUUGGGUUUUAAUCUUCACUUUUUCUUUUGGUAAAUAAAGGCCUGGUAUGUGGCUUUACUAGAGUUUUCUUGUCGUAAGAUUUUUCGCCAGCAGAAUGUCACUUUAGAUACAUUUGUCAUAUAAAAAAACACAAUUUUCUUUGUUUUUUCUCUUAAUAUUUUUAAAGCAAUGAGGUUACUUAACCAUUCCAUGAUGAGGACAGCGGGGGGGCUUACAUUUACAUUUAGUCAUUUAGCAGACACUCUUAUCCAGAGCGACUUACAGUAAGUACAGGGACAUUUCCCCUGAGGCAAGUAGGAUGAAGUGCCUUGCCCAAGGACACAACCUCAUUGUGACCGGCAACCUUCUGAUUACUAGCCCGAUUCCCUAACCGCUCAGCCAGCUGACUCCCUAGAGGAAGACAAUCUGAACAUUGCCAAUAAACCUGGACCAUGUCUUAUCUCUUGGUGAUUGGUUGAAUGUAAAGUCAAUCACCUAUUGGUUGGUGACUCCUGCUGCAACUAUACUAUAGGUGACAUCCAACUGACAAUUAAUUGUUCAAUGACUGUUCAAUUAACCUUUAAUGUUACUAUCAAUAACAACCUACUAUGUACUACGAUUGUUCAAAUGUGGGAAACACAUAAUAUUGAAUAUGGAUGAGACAUUUGAACAAAAGUAAGUAUUUUAUUGGAAAGAGGUGAUUAUUUUGGACAAGGAUCAUAUGGCAUAUUUUGAAAAUUACUGCAUGCUAAAAUGUUUCAUAUUGUGCAAAGGUUCUGAGAAUGUGGUGUGUGUGAUGCUGCAUGUGUUCCGUGUGCUAAAUAAGGCAACUUUAAGGAAUUCCCUAUUUCUUUUUGAAUGUAAAACACAUUGCUGUAUUUUGUCAAGUAAUUCAAAAUCGCAAUAAAAUUGCAGUGUAUGUUCCCAACGGUGAUAUCCUGUGUCCGUUUACUGUGCUACUCUGGUGUUUCUGUAGACUGGUGCAUGUUGGGUAGGGCCCUAGAGGGCAGCAAUGUGCCUAUUUUAAGGAGAGUUAUCAUGUCUUAAUCCUAGUUCAUCCUGUUUCUUGGUUCGUUUUAGGCAACACAGUCAUGAAACAGAUUGAACUGUCUGUUUUUUUAUUUGACGUAAAUCAUAAAUUCCCACAUUCGUACUGAUUCAGUUUAGCUUUGUUCUCUAUCACAAUAAAGCUAUUAACUCAAGUCAAUCCACUUGGCAUUACAUAUUUUUUCCAUAUACUUCAGACAAUGGCGGGUCUGAGUAAUAAUCAAGUUGUUGAAAUGUUUAAUAAAAACAACUGCCCACCUGCAUUAGUCUCAAGAUAAACAAUGGGACAUUUUGAGAGCUGACAUUUUGA
This is a messenger RNA of Osmerus eperlanus (European smelt), 4584 nucleotides long. It is a transcript of the gene rin1b, whose product is annotated as Ras and Rab interactor 1b. Gene Ontology annotation, biological process: vesicle-mediated transport. Gene Ontology annotation, molecular function: small GTPase binding; guanyl-nucleotide exchange factor activity. Gene Ontology annotation, cellular component: endocytic vesicle; cytosol. NCBI's taxonomy places the organism in Eukaryota, Metazoa, Chordata, Actinopteri, Osmeriformes, Osmeridae. The record is from RefSeq and is a predicted model, not a curated record.